Molecule: messenger RNA, 1029 nt
Organism: Phytophthora sojae
Lineage: Eukaryota; Oomycota; Peronosporomycetes; Peronosporales; Peronosporaceae
Exons: 4
Coding region: 1-1029 (342 amino acids)
Molecular function (GO): aminoacyltransferase activity
Source: RefSeq, a predicted model, not a curated record
AUGGUGUGCUUCCCCCGUGCCUACCUCGUUACUGCAGCCGCCCCCGUGGCGCUCCAGCUGCAGCAGACCACAGCGACGUCGCUGAAGUACGACCCUUACACCACGUGCACCUCGUACGAGAUCGGCAACAAGUGCUUCCCCGGCCGCGGCAGUGCGCUCAACGACGACGGCAACUGCGUCGUCACCGUGCCGGAAGACCCCCAUUCGCACCAGGCCGCCAAAACACCAGCCGUCCCCGUGAAGUACAAGGGUCUGAUGUCGAACGCAUCCGCAUCCCCGACCCAGCCCGUGUUCACUAAGGUGGGGAAGCGGAUCAUGUCGGAGAAUACGCCCCCCACCGGCAGCGACCCGGACGCCUGUUGGAACAAGGGCCAGCCGAGCGCUUCCGAGAAGUACGCGACGGCAUUUGGACUAGACGUCACCACGUUCAUGAACAACGUCUCAGCCGAGAAUGGGUCCCGCUACGACGGCUACGGUACUGAUUCCAUUGACGCGUUCGGCCGCCAUACAGACUACUCGUACCGCGACCUGAACCCUGGGUUCUUCCACAUCGCCACUGCCAAUCUCCUCGGCCUGUUGAACAGACCUUCGUCGUUGACCACCACGAAAGAGGCGGCCAACACCUUCUACGGACUCGAGUCGUACCCCUGGAACGAGAACGCCACGAGCAUCGUGUACGUUAAGUCGCGUCUGUCGUGGAUCGAGCAGUCGGAGAAGGAUGACGGACUGAUCGCCUCGGGUCUGAUCGCGAACUUCACGGGGGGAGCCUCCUACUACGACUACCUACUGGAGAUGGACGACAAUGAGGAGAUCAUCGGCGGUGAGUGGCUCUACGGAUCGAACGACGACCACCCGGACUUCUUGUGGUUAUUGACGGAGAAGCCGGAUGCUGACACUGUCACCGAGAUUGGGCUCAGCUACGCGAACGUGAAGUGCUGCUGGAGAAGGCUGUGGCGUGCGCUGGUGGGGAUUCGGCGUAGGUGGUACCGCAUAGUGAGAGCCAUGGGGAUGCACCCUCCUGAGGGGUGA